AUGAUCAUCCCUGUGCGGUGUUUCACCUGCGGCAAGGUGAUUGGCAACAAGUGGGACACUUACUUGGACCUUCUGCAGGCCGACUACACCGAAGGGGAGGCGCUCGAUGCGCUCAACCUGAACCGGUACUGCUGCCGGCGCAUGCUGAUGACCCACGUCGACCUGAUCGAGAAGCUUCUUAAUUACAACACCCUGGAGCGGGCGGGCGACCAGCAGCAAUGA
Monoraphidium neglectum is the source of this 222-nucleotide messenger RNA. RefSeq names its product DNA-directed RNA polymerases I, II, and III subunit RPABC5. Gene Ontology annotation, cellular component: RNA polymerase II, core complex; RNA polymerase III complex; RNA polymerase I complex. Gene Ontology annotation, biological process: transcription by RNA polymerase I; transcription by RNA polymerase II; tRNA transcription by RNA polymerase III. The record is from RefSeq and is a predicted model, not a curated record. Gene Ontology annotation, molecular function: DNA binding; DNA-directed RNA polymerase activity; zinc ion binding. Bases 1 to 222 code for a protein of 73 amino acids. Lineage: Eukaryota; Viridiplantae; Chlorophyta; Chlorophyceae; Sphaeropleales; Selenastraceae. The transcript has 3 exons.